UCCCUUGAACAGAAAGUGAUGCUUCUAUCCCUUCAGCCAAUGACCAGAAAAAUUAACAGUGCCAUCUAUCUGGGUUGCCAGAGAGCAAAUGAAGAAAUCUUAAGCAAAGUAGAAUGAAAGACUGGUAUAGGUGAUUGGUCCAUUCCAAAUGGAUGCAGUUUAGUUUUCAUCUCUUUCCCACUUUCAAGUUCAACACUCACCGUCUUGUUUCCAGAAAACAAGUGGAGCAGGGACCAUUACUCAUUUGCUUAUCUGGAUCUGGAGACUCACCACUAGAAGACGAUGAAGUCGGGUAUUCACACACUAGAUAUAAAGACACUCCGUGGUGCUCACCCAUCAAGGUGAAGUAUGGGGAUGUGUACUGCAGGGCCCCUCAAGGAGGAUACUACAAAACAGCCCUGGGAACCCGUUGUGACAUUCGCUGCAGGAAGGGCUAUGAGCUGCAGGGCUCUUCCCAGCUGAUCUGCCAAUCAAACAAAAGGUGGUCGGACAAGGUCAUCUGCAAACAAAAGCGAUGUCCUACCCUUGCUAUGCCAAUGAAUGGGGGAUUUAAGUGUGUUGAUGGCGCCUACUUUAACUCCCGCUGUGAGUACUAUUGCUCACCAGGAUACACAUUGAAAGGGGAGAGGACAGUCACAUGCAUGGACAACAAGGCCUGGAGCGGCAGACCAGCCUCCUGUGUUGAUCUGGAACCUCCUAGAAUCAAAUGCCCAAGUGUGAAGGAACGCAUUGCUGAACCCAAUAAGCUGACGGUCCGUGUGUCCUGGGAGACCCCUGAGGGAAGAGACACAGCAGAUGGCAUUCUAACUGAUGUUAUUCUAAAAGGCCUUCCCCCAGGCUCAAAUUUUCCAGAAGGAGACCACCAGAUCCAGUACACAGUCUAUGACCGAGCUGAGAACAAGGGUGUUUGCAAAUUUCGAGUUAAAGUAAGAGUGAGACGCUGUGGCAAACUCAACGUCCCAGAGAAUGGCUACAUGAAGUGCUCCAGUGAUGGCGAUAACUAUGGAGCCACCUGUGAGUUCUCCUGCAUCGGUGGCUACGAGCUCCAGGGCAGUCCUGCCCGCGUGUGUCAGUCUAACUUGGCUUGGUCUGGCACGGAACCCACCUGCUCAGCCAUGAAUGUCAACGUGGGUGUCAGGACAGCAGCUGCGCUUCUGGACCAGUUUUAUGAAAAAAGGAGACUUCUCAUUGUGUCCACGCCUACUGCCCGAAAUCUCCUCUACCGGCUGCAGCUGGGAAUGUUGCAGCAAGCACAGUGUGGCCUGGAUCUUCGACAUAUCACUGUGGUGGAACUGGUGGGUGUGUUCCCGACCCUCAUUGGCAGGAUUAGAACAAAGAUAAUGCCUCCAGCCCUAGCUAUGCAGCUCAGGUUGCUGCUGCGAAUCCCACUCUAUUCCUUCAGCAUGGUGCUAGUGGAUAAGCAUGGCAUGGACAAAGAACGCUACGUCUCCCUGGUGACACCUGUAGCCCUCUUCAACUUGAUUGACACAUUCUCCCUGAGAAAAGAAGAGAUGCUGCUGCAAGCUGAAAUGGGUCAGACCUGUAAUGCUUGAGGGGAUAAUUUUUCAGUAGUUCCUCUUAUUUCCUACAUGGUGCUAUGCCCAAGGAAAGGCCUUAAAGAAGAACUCUUGAUGUACAGAUUUUUAUUUGUAAUUUUAAAAGUCUAUUUUAUUAUGAGCUUUCUCUGCACAUAAAAUUUGGCACAAUACUUCUCAUACUUUGAAGUGCUCUAAAAGUGAUACAAUUGGCUCAUUUUUUUACAUGGCUGGUUAAUUUUGUAGUUUAUUAGACACUACAACUAUAUUCAUCCUGGCAAUGUGUUACUCAUUGUGACACCUAACUUGUUUUAUAUGUAAAGCUUUUAUAAAUAAAUUUUUUGAGCAAAUAUGGUUCUGAUACUUGA
Molecule: messenger RNA, 1903 nt
Organism: Sorex fumeus (smoky shrew)
Lineage: Eukaryota; Metazoa; Chordata; Mammalia; Eulipotyphla; Soricidae
Gene: SRPX
Product: sushi repeat containing protein X-linked
Exons: 11
Coding region: 153-1553 (466 amino acids)
Source: RefSeq, a predicted model, not a curated record